Neurospora tetraspora is the source of this 3324-nucleotide messenger RNA. RefSeq names its product putative bifunctional P-450:NADPH-P450 reductase. Gene Ontology annotation, molecular function: FMN binding; aromatase activity; iron ion binding. The transcript has 3 exons. Gene Ontology annotation, cellular component: cytosol. Bases 1 to 3324 code for a protein of 1107 amino acids. The record is from RefSeq and is a predicted model, not a curated record. NCBI's taxonomy places the organism in Eukaryota, Fungi, Ascomycota, Sordariomycetes, Sordariales, Sordariaceae.
AUGUCUUCAGACGAAACAAAACCGGAAACAGUCCCCAUCCCAGGACCCCCCGGGCUGCCCCUGGUGGGCAACGCUUUUGACAUUGACACCGAGUUCCCACUUGGGUCCAUGCUCAACUUUGCCAACGAGUAUGGCGAAAUCUUCCGUCUCAACUUCCCCGGCAGAAACACGGUCUUUGUGGGCUCCCAAAAACUCAUCCACGAGUUGUGUGACGAAAAGAGAUUCCACAAGACCGUCAGCUCCGCCCUCAACGAAGUCCGACACGGCAUCCACGAUGGUCUUUUCACCGCCCGCAUCGACGAGCCCAACUGGGGCAUCGCCCACCGAAUCCUCAUGCCUGCCUUCGGCCCCAUGGCCAUCCAGAACAUGUUCCCCGAGAUGCACGAGAUCGCCAGCCAGCUCGCCCUCAAGUGGGCCCGCCACGGCUCCAACCAGGCCAUCAAGGUCACCGACGACUUCACCCGCCUGACCCUCGACACCAUCGCCCUGUGCUCCAUGGACUACCGCUUCAACUCGUACUACCACGACGAGAUGCACCCCUUUGUCGACGCCAUGGCCAGCUUCCUGAUCGAGUCCGGCACUCGCUCCCGACGCGCGCCCCUUCCCGGCUUCAUGUACAGCAAGGUCGACCGCAAGUUCCACGAGGACAUCAAGGUUCUCCGUGAAACCGCCGAGGGCGUGCUCAAGUCCCGAAAGGAACACCCCUCCGAGCGCAAGGAUCUGUUGACGGCCAUGUUGGACGGCGUCGACCCCAAGACGGGCCAGAAGCUGAGCGACGACAGCAUCAUCGACAACCUCAUCACCUUUUUGAUCGCCGGCCACGAAACCACCUCGGGUCUCUUGAGCUUCGCCUUCUACCAGCUGCUCAAGAACCCCGAGACCUACCGCAAGGCCCAGAAGGAAGUCGACGACGUGUGCGGCAAGGGCCCCGUGAAGCUCGAGCACAUGAACAAGCUGCCCUACAUCGCCGCCGUCCUGCGCGAGACCCUCCGUCUCUCGCCCACCAUCCCCAUGAUCGGCGUCGAGUCCAAGGAGGACACCAUCAUCGGCGGCAAGUACGAGAUCCCCAAGGGCCAGCCCUUCGCCCUGCUCUUCUCCAAGUCCCACCUCGACCCUGCCGUCUUUGGCGACACCGCCCACGACUUUUUGCCCGAGCGCAUGCUGGACGAGAACUUUGAGCGUCUGAACAAGGAGUUCCCCGAUUUCUGGAAGCCCUUUGGCAACGGCAUGCGCGCUUGCAUUGGUCGUCCGUUCGCGUGGCAGGAGGCUUUGCUGGUCAUGGCCAUUUGCCUGCAGAACUUCAACUUCAUGCCGGAGGAUCCCAACUAUACCCUCCAGUACAAGCAGACGUUGACCACCAAACCCAAGGACUUCUACAUGCGCGCCAUGCUCCGCGAUGGUAUGUCUGCUCUUGACCUGGAGCGCCGUCUGAAGGGUGAGCUCGUCGCUCCCAAGCCUAGUACCCAGGGACACGUGUCUGGUCAGCCCAAGAAGAGCGGAGAGGGUAAGCCCAUCAGCAUUUACUAUGGUUCCAACACGGGUACUUGCGAGACGUUUGCUCAGCGCCUUGCCACCGACGCUGAGGCGCACGGGUUCACGGCUACUAUUGUCGACUCUUUGGAUGCGGCCAACCAGAACCUGCCCAAGGACAGGCCGGUGAUCUUCAUCACUGCCUCCUACGAGGGUCAGCCUCCUGACAAUGCUGCUUUGUUCGUCGGCUGGCUCGAGAGCCUGACUGGUAACGAGCUUGAGGGCGUUCAGUAUGCCGUCUUCGGCUGCGGUCAUCACGACUGGGCGCAGACCUUCCAUCGCAUUCCCAAGCUCGUCGACAACACCGUCUCGGAGCGCGGCGGUGACCGCAUCUGCUCCCUCGGUCUGGCUGACGCUGCCAAGGGCGAGAUGUUCACCGAUUUCGAGCAGUGGGAGGACGAGGUGUUCUGGCCUGCUAUGGAAGAGAAGUACCAAGUCAGCAAGGAGGAUGACACCGAGGCUUUGUUUCAAUCCGGCAUAACCGUCAACUUCUCCAAGCCUCGCUCUUCCACUUUGAGGCAAGACGUCCAGGAGGCUGUCGUAGUCGACGCCAAGACCAUCACCGCCCCUGGUGCUCCUCCCAAGCGCCACAUCGAGAUGCAGCUCUCCAGCGACUCGGGCGCCUACCGCGCUGGCGACUACCUCGCCGUCCUGCCCAUCAACCCCAAGGAGACGGUCAACCGCGUCAUGCGCCGCUUCCAGCUGGCAUGGGACACCAACAUCACCAUCGAGGCGUCCCGGCAGACCACCACCCUUCCCACGGGCGUCCCCGUACCCGUGUACGACGUCCUAGGCGCCUACGUCGAGCUCUCCCAGCCGGCUACCAAGAAGAACAUCCUCGCUCUCGCCGAAGCCGCCGACGACGCCGAGACCAAGGCCACACUCCGCCAGUUGGCGGGACCCGAUUACACCGAGAAGAUCACCUCCCGCCGCGUCUCCAUCCUCGACCUCCUCGAGCAAUUCCCUGCCAUCCCGCUCCCCUUCUCCUCCUUCCUCUCUUUGCUGCCGCCCAUGCGCGUGCGCCAGUACUCCAUCUCCUCGUCUCCCCUUUGGAACCGGUCCCACGUUACCUUGACCUACUCCAUCCUCGAAACCCCUUCCUUGUCAAACCCAGACAAGAAACACCUCGGCGUGGCUACCAGUUACUUGGCCAGCUUGGAGGCAGGCGACAAGCUCAACGUCUCCGUCCGCCCCAGCCACAAGGCCUUCCAUCUGCCGGUAGACGCAGACAAAACCCCCCUGAUCAUGGUCGCCGCCGGCUCCGGCCUCGCUCCCUUCCGCGGUUUUGUGCAGGAACGCGCGGCGCAGAUCGCUGCUGGUCGCUCCCUGGCGCCCGCCGUGCUGUUCUACGGGUGUCGCCACCCGGACCAGGACGACUUGUACCGUGACGAGUUCGACAAGUGGGAAUCCAUCGGUGCCGUGUCGGUUCGAAGGGCUUUCAGCCGCUGUCCCGACAGUGAAGAGACGAAGGGGUGCAAGUACGUUGGCGAUCGCAUCUGGGAGGAUCGGGAGGAAUUGGCGGGGCUGUGGGAUAGAGGCGCGAAGGUGUAUGUCUGUGGAAGCAGGGAGGUCGGGGAGAGUGUGAAGAAGGUGGUGGUGAGGAUUGCGGUGGAGAGGCAGAAGAUGAUUGUGGAGGCGAGGGAGAAGGGUGAGCUGGAGAAGUUGGAAGGGUUGGUGGAGGGGUUGAAAUUGCACGGACUCAAGGUGGAGGAGGUGGAGGUUAGUGAGGAGAGGGCGUUGAAGUGGUUUGAGGGGGUGAGGAAUGAGAGGUAUGCUACUGAUGUUUUUGAUUGA